AUGUCUUCCCUUUUCGAUGCAGUGCUCCAAUCGGAGCUGGGCUCGGCAACGGGCCGCCAGAAUAAUAUUCAGUCCGACCAUCUGCCCAGUUCGCGACGCUCCGAGAGCAAUGGCCCCAUGAGUGAUAUGAAUGCCUUCCCCGAUGAUCAAGUGGUCGGCACCAGCAGCUCGACUGUCAAUCGUCUUCGAAACCCCUACGCUGCCGGCCCCCCACCCGUGAUCGAUGAGGCUGGUGAGAAAGUGCAGCAAGCAUUCGAGGAGUUGCUCGAAACCUUUAUCGAAGAACCAUCCUCCUCUGCGCCCCCAACCUCCUCCCAGCGACUGAGCCCUCAGUAUUACGUGUCACAGAUCAAGGGGAUGAAGAAAUUCGAACUGUCGACCCUUUACGUGGACUUCACCCACCUGACAUCCCUCCCAAAUCCGAUUCUGGCCGAUGCCAUUGCCAGCCAGUACUACCGCUUCCAGCCCUUCUUGACCAAAGCUCUGCACAACCUGAUUGCCAAAUAUGAACCGGAAUAUUUCCUCUCCCACCGCCUCAACGGCAGCGCUUCGUCCGCGGCGAGCACUUCCGAUACCACCGCGUUUGCGAAUGUGUCUGAUAAAUCGGAGUUGGAUCAGCGCAUCCGCCAGAAGACGCGUCACCAGCAGACCGAUCGGCUGUUUUCCCUGGCAUUCUACAACCUGCCCCUAGUCUCCAGACUGCGGCAGCUUCGAACGGCGCAGAUCGGAAAGCUGUUAUCGGUAUCGGGAACAGUCACCCGGACUUCAGAAAUCCGACCAGAACUGUAUCUGGGGACUUUCAUCUGUGAGGGCUGCAGGUCCGUGGUCCAGAAUGUUGAGCAGACCUUCAAGUACACAGAACCAAGCGAGUGCCCGAACAAAACCUGCGGUAACCGCGUUGGGUGGCGUCUGGAUAUCGGGAAGAGUACAUUUGUGGAUUGGCAGAAAGUCAAGCUGCAGGAAUCAUCCCACGAAAUCCCCACCGGUAGCAUGCCGCGCACCAUGGACAUCAUCCUCCGUGGUGAGAUGGUCGACCGCGCCAAGGCCGGUGAACGGUGCAUUUUCACGGGUACCCUGAUCGUGGUCCCGGACGUGAGUCAACUAGGCCUGCCCGGGGUGCGCCCAGAAGCGGUUCGCGACAAUGGCGCUUUCCGCAGCACCGAGGUUGGUGGUGGUGGAGUGUCCGGUCUGAAGGCCCUGGGUGUUCGAGACCUUACCUACCGACUGGCCUUCCUUGCCUGCAUGGUGACCCCAGACCACACAACUCCCGGACAGAAGCCCGAGCAGCAGCUGAGCGGCCAGUCGGACAACAUUCUGGCUUCUCUGAAUCAAACCCAAGAAUCGGAUAUCCCGGGGGAGGAUGCGCAGGAAGCGUUCCUUCAAAAUCUUACACCCGCUGAAGUUCAAGACUUGAAACAGCUCGUCCAUACCGACCGCAUUUAUUCCAGAUUGGUAGAUUCAAUCGCGCCCAUGAUUUUUGGUCAUAAGCAAAUCAAGAAGGGAUUGCUCCUUCAGUUGCUCGGUGGUGUCAGCAAAAGGACGGAGCGGGAGAGCAUGCAACUGCGUGGUGAUAUCAACGUCUGUAUUGUUGGUGAUCCGUCCACCAGUAAGAGCCAGUUUUUGAAAUACAUCUGCUCUUUGCACCCCCGCGCAGUAUACACCAGUGGUAAGGCUUCGUCGGCUGCGGGUUUGACUGCCUCGGUCGUCAAGGAUCCCGAGACUGGAGAGUUCACCAUCGAGGCAGGUGCACUGAUGCUUGCAAACGGUGGUGGCAUUUGCGCAAUUGAUGAGUUUGACAAGAUGGACAUCGCCGAUCAGGUCGCCAUCCACGAAGCAAUGGAGCAACAGACUAUCUCCAUUGCCAAAGCUGGCAUUCACACCACUCUGAAUGCCCGCGCAUCUAUUCUUGCCGCCGCUAACCCCAUCGGCGGCCGUUACAACCCUAAACAAACCCUGCGUCAAAACUUGAACUUCAGCGCUCCGAUCAUGAGUCGUUUCGAUGUGUUCUUCGUCAUUCGUGACGAGCCCAAAGAGGCGGUGGACCGCAACCUGGCCAACCACAUUGUUAAUGUGCACAUGAAUCGCGAUGACGCCGUCGAGCCUGAGCUCAGCACCGAGCAGCUGCAGCGUUAUAUCCGGUUUGCGCGGACGUUCCGCCCUGUUUUCACGGACGAGGCCAAGGCCCUUUUAGUCGAAAAAUACAAGGAGCUCCGUGCCAAUGACGCGCAGGGAGGCAUGGGUCGCUCGUCAUACCGCAUCACCGUCCGUCAGCUCGAGUCUCUGAUUCGCUUGUCUGAAGCUGUUGCCAAGGCCAACUGUGUCGAGGAAAUCAUUCCCAAGUUUGUGAUUGAGGCCUACGAUCUCCUCCGCCAGAGUAUUGUAACAGUUGAGAAGGACGACGUCGAAGUGGAUGAGGAUGAAGCACCUGCUCGUGCAGCUAAUGGGGAUGAAGAUCAGGAGAUGGCCGACCAUGACCGGGACCGUGACGGCGACAGCCCCAUGCGCGAUGAUGCAGAACAGCAGCAGGCUCAGCAAGUACGCCAGAAGACAAAGAUCACCUGGGACAAGUACAAUGCGAUCAUGAACCUGAUCUUGCGGCGUGUUCAUGAAGAUGAGCAGAACUCGGGCGAGGGUGUCGAGCAAGAAGACCUUAUACUCUGGUACUUGGAGCAGAUUGAGAAUCAACUGAACACCAAAGAAGAUUACGACUCCGAGCGCAGUCUGACCGCGAAGGUCCUGAAGCGCAUGGUGAAGGACAAAUUACUUUUGCGUAUCACUGGCUCGGGUCUCAUGGAUUCCGAAGAGUCGAGUGCGGCCCAGGACAAGAUCCUCUACGUCAUGCACCCAGACUGUGUCUACGAAGAGAUGUGA
This is a messenger RNA of Penicillium lagena, 2871 nucleotides long. Its product is annotated as MCM DNA helicase complex subunit MCM6. Gene Ontology annotation, molecular function: ATP binding; single-stranded 3'-5' DNA helicase activity; single-stranded DNA binding. The transcript is spliced from 4 exons. Bases 1 to 2871 code for a protein of 956 amino acids. The record is from RefSeq and is a predicted model, not a curated record. Lineage: Eukaryota; Fungi; Ascomycota; Eurotiomycetes; Eurotiales; Aspergillaceae. Gene Ontology annotation, cellular component: nucleus; MCM complex. Gene Ontology annotation, biological process: DNA replication initiation; double-strand break repair via break-induced replication; mitotic DNA replication.